Messenger RNA from Papilio machaon (common yellow swallowtail), 5774 nucleotides. It is a transcript of the gene cac, whose product is annotated as voltage-dependent calcium channel type A subunit alpha-1. NCBI's taxonomy places the organism in Eukaryota, Metazoa, Arthropoda, Insecta, Lepidoptera, Papilionidae. The transcript has 43 exons. The coding region runs from base 18 to 5774 and encodes 1918 amino acids. Gene Ontology annotation, cellular component: membrane; voltage-gated calcium channel complex. Gene Ontology annotation, biological process: chemical synaptic transmission; calcium ion import across plasma membrane. Gene Ontology annotation, molecular function: high voltage-gated calcium channel activity; calcium ion binding. The record is from RefSeq and is a predicted model, not a curated record.
CGGCGCCAGCUGAUACCAUGGGCGGCGCUCAUCAGCCCGCUACUCCGGGGCCCAGCUCGCUCUUCAUAUUCUCCGACGAAAAUCCCAUACGGAGAUAUACGAAGUUCAUCAUCGAGUGGCCGCCUUUCGAGUACGCGGUGCUGCUGACCAUCAUCGCCAACUGCGUGGUGCUGGCGCUGGAGGAGCAUUUGCCCAACGGCGACAAGACCAUCUUAGCACAGAACUUGGAAAAAACCGAGGCGUACUUUUUAGGAAUAUUUUGUGUAGAAGCCUCGUUAAAAAUAUUAGCCUUAGGUUUUGUUUUACACAGGGGAUCGUAUCUUAGGAACAUUUGGAACAUUAUGGAUUUUUUCGUUGUAGUAACUGGGUCGAUGACGAUAUUCGCCGAAUACAACGUGGACGUAGACCUGCGGAUGCUGCGCUCGUUCAGAGUGCUGAGGCCUCUGAAGCUCGUCUCGCGGAUACCAAGUCUGCAAGUUGUGUUGAAAUCCAUCAUCAAGGCGAUGGCGCCGUUGCUACAGAUCGGCCUCUUGGUGCUUUUUGCAAUCGUUAUAUUCGCCAUCAUCGGCCUCGAAUUUUAUUCCGGGGCGCUACAUAAGACUUGUUAUAGUUUAGAAGAUAUUAAUGAAAUAGUGAAUGAAGGUGAGAGUCCAACACCGUGUAAUGCCGACAACGAAACAGUGGCGCCCCCCGGGGCCAACGUUUGUGAGGCUGACAAGAGCACGUGCUUGGAGAAGUGGGAGGGUCCCAACAGGGGUAUCACGUCGUUCGAUAACAUCGGAUUCGCUAUGCUCACCGUCUUCCAAUGCAUCACAAUGGAAGGAUGGACAUCAAUCCUCUAUUGGACAAACGAUGCGUUAGGUAGUAUGUUCAACUGGAUUUACUUUGUUCCUCUCAUAGUAUUGGGUUCAUUCUUUAUGCUCAACUUAGUUCUCGGUGUUCUUAGCGGUGAAUUCUCUAACGAAAGAACACGAGUUGAGAGACGUGCUCAAUUCCAGAAGGAAAGAGCUCGCCAGAUGUUUAAUCAGGAUUUCACGGCUUAUAUCAAUUGGAUAACAGAAGCAGAGGAAGUAAUAUUAGCAGAAGAGAGAACUACGGAAGAAGAAAAAAUGCACAUAAUAGAAGCUCGGAGAAGAGCAGCAGCGAAAAAAAAGUUAAAAAACUUGGGUAAAAGUAAGAGUACAGAUACAGAAGAAGAGGAACAGGAUGAAGACUGUGGUGAUGACGUUCCAAAGAAAAAGCAAGGGUUUCUGAAAAGCAAAUCUCGUUCAGCCGGCAAAUGUGCAAACUUUUGGCGGGCUGAGAAGAGGUUUCGUUUUUGGAUCAGACACACCGUGAAGACCCAGUGGUUCUAUUGGUUCGUCAUUGUUCUGGUACUCUUCAAUACGAUAUGCGUUGCCGUCGAACAUUACGGCCAACCACCUUGGUUAACUUCGUUUUUAUACUAUGCCGAAUUUGUGUUUCUUGGGCUAUUUAUGAUGGAGAUGUGGGUAAAAAUGUAUGCCUUAGGCCCACGGAUAUAUUUCGAAUCAUCGUUUAAUCGUUUUGAUUGUGUUGUCAUAUCCGGUUCCAUUUUUGAAGUGGUAUGGUCAGAAGUUAAAGGUGGUUCUUUUGGUCUCUCCGUACUUAGAGCGUUAAGAUUGUUAAGGAUAUUUAAGGUUACAAAAUAUUGGUCGUCCCUGCGCAACCUUGUGAUAUCGCUAUUGAACUCCAUGAGAUCAAUUAUUUCAUUGCUCUUCCUUCUGUUCUUGUUCAUCCUCAUCUUUGCUCUACUCGGUAUGCAGUUAUUCGGAGGACAAUUUAACUUCGAAGAUGGCACACCACCGACCAAUUUCAAUACUUUUCCUAUCGCACUGCUUACCGUAUUCCAGAUUUUAACAGGUGAAGAUUGGAAUGAAGUAAUGUAUUACGGCAUUCAAUCUCAGGGUGGUAUACAGAAAGGCAUGAUUUAUUCUUUGUACUUCGUCAUCUUGGUGUUGUUCGGCAACUACACAUUGUUGAACGUGUUUCUCGCCAUCGCUGUCGACAAUCUGGCUAACGCCCAGGAGUUGACGGCGGCUGAAGAGGAACAAGUUGAAGAGGACAAAGAAAAACAGCUUCAAGAAUUGGAGAAAGAGAUGGGUGCAUUACACGCGGUGGAUGGAACCCCACCUCGAGUAGACAUAAGUCCCACGACAACUACAAGUAGGAAGAACAAAAAGAAAGAAGAGGCCAAAAAGGAAGAAGAAGAAAUACCAGAUGGACCAAAACCAAUGCUGCCAUAUUCGUCAAUGUUUAUUUUAUCACCCACCAAUCCAAUUAGGCGAGGCGCACACUGGGUUGUAAAUUUAAGAUAUUUUGAUGUUUUUAUCAUGUUAGUUAUAUGUAUGAGUUCAAUGGCUUUAGCAGCUGAAGAUCCCGUAGUUGAAGAAAGUGAAAGAAAUAAAAUCUUGAACUACUUCGAUUACGCGUUCACUGGUGUGUUCACGGUGGAGAUGUUGCUGAAGAUUGUCGACCUCGGCAUCCUGUUCCACCCGGGCGCGUAUCUACGCGACUUGUGGAACAUCAUGGAUGCCGCUGUCGUCAUCUGUGCUCUUGUCAGCUUCGGUUUUGAAAUCGGGGGUGUGAAAAAAGGGGCAGGACAGAAUUUGUCAACAAUCAAAUCGUUAAGAGUGUUAAGAGUGCUUAGACCAUUGAAGACUAUAAAACGUGUUCCAAAGUUAAAAGCAGUGUUUGACUGUGUCGUAAACUCUUUGAAAAAUGUCAUUAACAUUCUAAUAGUGUACAUAUUGUUUCAAUUUAUAUUCGCUGUAAUCGCAGUUCAACUUUUUAAUGGUAAAUUUUUUAACUGCAACGAUAUAAGUAAGAAUACUCUUCAAGACUGCCAAGGAUCGUAUUUCGUCUAUGAGGCGAACAGCCUUCUCCCGCGCGUAGUGAAGCGGAAGUGGGAUACUCAAUCCUUCCACUACGACAACGUAGCAACUGCGAUGCUUACGCUUUUCGCCGUACAGACUGGAGAAGGAUGGCCACAGGUGUUACAAAACUCAAUGGCGGCAACGUAUGAAGACAGGGGACCCAUACAAAAUUUUCGUAUAGAAAUGUCCAUAUUUUAUAUUGUUUACUUUGUGGUGUUUCCGUUCUUCUUUGUUAAUAUAUUCGUAGCUCUUAUAAUUAUCACAUUUCAAGAGCAGGGCGAAGCCGAAUUACAAGAUGGUGAAAUCGAUAAAAAUCAGAAAUCUUGUAUCGAUUUCACGAUAGAAGCACGUCCGCUUGAAAGGUAUAUGCCAAGUAAACGAGGGAGUUUUAAGUACAAAGUGUGGAGGAUAGUCGUCUCUACGCCAUUCGAGUACUUCAUCAUGACCCUCAUCGUCCUUAACACAUUAUUACUCAUGAUGAAGUACUAUAAUCAAAACGAUCUCUACUCGGAUAUCCUCAAGUAUUCGAAUAUGGGGUUUACUGGAAUGUUUUCCGUGGAAACUGUGUUGAAAAUCAUCGCUUACGGUGUCAAAUUUCACGAGGCUCCACCAGUACUUAUGGACACGUUAACAUUCAUGAACAUCGUCUUUACGUUCUUCUUCCUACUCGAGACAGUUUUGAAGCUCAUUGCCUUCGGAUGUACGAAUUUUUUCAAAGACCCAUGGAAUAUUUUUGAUUUCAUAACGGUCAUUGGAAGCAUCAUUGACGCUCUUAUAAUGGAGUUUGGCAGCGACCUUGCAGAAAACUGUGCUGACAUAUCCUGUCAGCAGGAGAAUACGUUCAACGUCGGUUUCCUGCGCCUGUUCCGAGCCGCGCGACUGAUCAAGCUGCUCCGACAGGGCUACACCAUACGAAUACUGUUGUGGACGUUCGUGCAGAGUUUUAAAGCCUUACCCUACGUGUGCCUUCUCAUCGCGAUGCUUUUCUUCAUAUACGCUAUUAUUGGAAUGCAGGUGUUCGGUAAUAUAGAAAAUGCGCCGGAAACAGCUAUGAAUAGACAUAACAACUUUCAAAGCUUUAUACAGGCCCUUAUGUUAUUAUUCAGAUGUGCAACGGGAGAGUCGUGGCCCAACAUUAUGUUGGAUUGUUUGAAGCCUGCUAAAUGUGAUGAAAAAGCCGGCAAGCCGCCACAGGAGGAGUGUGGCAGCACUCUCGCCUAUGCAUAUUUCGUUUCUUUUAUAUUCUUCUGUUCUUUUCUUAUGUUAAAUUUGUUCGUUGCCGUAAUUAUGGAUAACUUUGACUAUUUAACAAGAGACUCGUCUAUAUUAGGAGCUCAUCAUCUUGAUGAAUUUGUUAGAAUAUGGGCCGAAUACGACCCAAACGCCACAGGGAAGAUCCAUUACACAGAAAUGUAUGAUAUGUUGAAGAAUAUGGAUCCGCCAUUGGGGUUUGGAAACAAAUGUCCAAAUAGGUUAGCGUAUAAAAAAUUAAUACGAAUGAACAUGCCGCUAGAUGAAGAGGGGAAAGUGAAUUUUACAACAACGCUUUUUGCCUUAAUAAGAGAAAAUCUAAGUAUUAAAAUGAGAUCUGCUGAAGAAAUGGAUCAAGCGGACCAGGAACUAAGACAAACGAUAACACAGAUUUGGCCCCUCCAAGCGAAGAAGAUGUUAGAUUUGCUGGUGCCUCGCAACGAUGUUCUAAACGCUGGGAAACUGACCGUGGGGAAGAUCUACGCUGGUUUGCUCAUUCUAGAGAGCUGGAGGUCAACUAGGUUUGGUCAGACAGAGCCGCAAGGUGUUCCGGCAUUCAGCGAGAAUAGCCCUACGGCCAAUCAGCCGAAGGCGUCCUUCUUUAACUGCCUGCUGGACGUGGCCGCGGGACUGGGGCCGGGAUCGCGUACAGGCUCCCUCAGUCAAGAAGGACCCCUCAUUACCACCGCCGAGAGUCACCCAGAAGAUCCUCACACUUUAGCCAACUUCGCAAGGCGCAGCACUAGAAGAUCUUUCAAGAACAAUAAAAAGGUGUUGGAAUUACAAGAUGUUGGAUCGCAUCAUGCGUCUAUGGAAUCUUUAGACGAAGCAAGGUUACAACCGCCACAUGCUUACCAAAAUGGACACCACGGGAGAUCGUCAAGUCUGAGACGGACUCCGAGCCCACGGAGACGUGGCCAUUACGGGGGCUAUCAUCACGAUAUCGGUUUCUCCGACACUGUUAAUAACGUCGUCGAGAUUGUCAAGCAUGAACACCAAAGACACGGCCGGACGCACCGACCACCGCACCACUAUCAUCCUCAUGGGAAGGAGUGGAGGCCGCCGCACCCUACAACCAGCCUGAGCCUGCCCUCGCGGUCUCCCAGCCCGCCACACCACACCUACGUUUGGGCACCCAUAGUUGGAGAUCGUGAGCGAGAUCGGGAGCGGGAGCGGGAAAGGGAGUGGCGUGAGUGGCGCGAGCGGUCGUGGGAGCGCGAGGGCACGCGCCGCGGCCGGGGCCGCCAGCUGCCGCCCACGCCCACCAAGCCGUCCACGCUACAGGUCAAACAGCAACCCUUCACAAGAAUCAGCCACAGUCCAUCUCACUUAUCGUUGAGGCAUACAGUCAGAGAACCUGUAGAGCCUCUACACGAUGAGUAUGAGUAUGGUCGAGAAGUUGAAAGACUGAUACACCGAGAUUAUAGAUCUAGGGAAAGACGUGGCAGGGGCUACGACUCAGAGCGAGGGAGAGUUUACGAAGCGCCGCUGUCAUACGAGGCGGCGUUGGCGAUGGGCCGCGGCGCGGGGCCGCGGGCGCUGCCCUCGCCGGUGCCGGCGCCGCGGCUGCCCAACGGGUACAAGCCGCGUGCUCGCCAUUCCGACUCGGACGAGGAUGACUGGUGCUAG